Anopheles moucheti is the source of this 549-nucleotide messenger RNA. It is a transcript of the gene mRpL55, whose product is annotated as 39S ribosomal protein L55, mitochondrial. The transcript has 2 exons. Gene Ontology annotation, biological process: translation. NCBI's taxonomy places the organism in Eukaryota, Metazoa, Arthropoda, Insecta, Diptera, Culicidae. Bases 76 to 417 code for a protein of 113 amino acids. Gene Ontology annotation, cellular component: mitochondrial large ribosomal subunit. Gene Ontology annotation, molecular function: structural constituent of ribosome. The record is from RefSeq and is a predicted model, not a curated record.
AUCAAAAUAACAACACAAAAUUGCUCGUGGUGCAGCGGAGUGUUUUGUUAAAUUAGUUCUGAUAUACAUUUAGCAAUGCAUUCUACAAAUCUAUUUAGUGGUAUUGCAGCUAGUUUAAAUAUCAGCUUCAUACGCGGCGUGUCAUCUAACACUUCCGCCAUUGUGAAGGUGCACCGUAGCAUUUAUGCCCGACGGUAUCCCACCCUGAUGGUGCUGCCAAAUGGAUCCACAAUCAACCUCAGCUAUCACGAGCCAAGAAAGAUAAUCAAACUCCCGCUUGAUCUGAGCCAGCUAUCGGAAGCAGAAAGGAAAGCACGCAUCGAAAAGCGUAAACCUAAGCAAAAGAUCCGUAUUGACGAUGAUGUAGAGGACACGUUCAAUGCAAACAAAUACUUGAAGUAUCUGAAGAAGAAAUGAGGAUUUUUCUGGGUAGGAUUUGAUGAUGUUAGGUGGGUAGCUUGUAAUUAGGAAACAGAACAUUGUAGGAACGAAACCAAAAUAUGAUUGCUAAUAAAGUCAAUCAUAAAGAUUGUUAAAAUCUGGAGCGAU